AUGUUAACUGGCGUUUAUGCUACCCCUUGUAACACUUCUAGAAGCAAUUUGUGGGGCUACUUGGAUGGCCUGGCUAAUCGUGUUAAGCUUCCUGGGAUGAUUGUGGGAGAUUUUAAUGAAUUGUUAUCCUAUUCUGAUAAGAUUGGUGGUUCUCCGCACUACAUGUUUGGUGGUAUGCAAGAUUGGGUGUGUAGGAAUGGUCUUAUUGAUAUGGGAUAUCAGGGUGCUGAUUAUACUUGGAAAAAUAAUUCUGUUAAAGAAAGACUUGAUAGAGGCUUCUGCUCCCGUGACUGGAGACUGCUCUUUCCUGAUGCUUGUAUUAUGCAUUUGGCUAGAAUGAAAUCUGAUCACUGCCCUAUCCUUGUCAAACUCAACCACAGUAGCAGGGUUAUUAGAAGGAAUUCUCCCUUUAGGUUUCAUGCCAUGUGGAUGCAGCAUGAUAGUUAUCUGGAUAUGGUCAAUGGAACUUGGACCAAUUGUCCUGGAGACUUGCAGGCCAAAACUACUACUCUUGCCAAAUCUCUACGCAUUUGGAAUAAAGAAGUGUUUGGCAAUAUAUUCAAACAGAAGAGGAUUCUUUUAGCUAGAAUUUGUGGAAUCCAAAGGUGCUUGGGAAGACAAAAUAUUCCUUUUCUUGUGAACCUUGAGAAGGAGCUGAUUUCCCAAUAUGAGCAAAUUAGAGAUGCUGAAGCCCUUUUUUGGAGACAAAAGUCUAGAGAUAAGUGGCUUUGUGAGGGGGACAGAAAUACAAAUUUUUUUCACUUAACUACAAUGAUAAGGAGGAGAAGGAACAAGAUUGAUGGUCUUUUUGAUGCUUCUGGAACUUGGACAGACAACCCUUCUGUUUUGAAGCAAAUUGCUGCAGAUAUUUUCCAGAACUUAUUUACCACUGAAGUUGAUCAUGACUUGAGAUUUCACAUUCCAUGGUUGUUCCCUGAUAUCGAUACUAACAAUCUUUAA
Molecule: messenger RNA, 960 nt
Organism: Rosa rugosa (rugosa rose)
Lineage: Eukaryota; Viridiplantae; Streptophyta; Magnoliopsida; Rosales; Rosaceae
Exons: 1
Coding region: 1-960 (319 amino acids)
Source: RefSeq, a predicted model, not a curated record